Molecule: messenger RNA, 2411 nt
Organism: Nerophis lumbriciformis (worm pipefish)
Lineage: Eukaryota; Metazoa; Chordata; Actinopteri; Syngnathiformes; Syngnathidae
Gene: arpp21
Product: cAMP-regulated phosphoprotein, 21
Molecular function (GO): nucleic acid binding
Source: RefSeq, a predicted model, not a curated record
UUUUUUCCCCACCCAGAGAGCGCCAAAGCAACGCGAGGACGAGUAGCGAGGCGAAAGAGGAUAAUUGCGUUUCUGGCUGCCCCGUGGGAACAUGGGAUAUAUGACCUCAUCAUCCACCUGCGAGGCUCUCCACUGAACAACUCCACAUAGACGUACGAUGGACGCAGCGGUCGAGGUCGACGACGCCCGCCACGUGCCGUCGUGUGAUGUCAUCAGCCACUCCACGCCUCCUCCUUUUGUGCGCCCCCUCUGCAGCACUCCCAAACAAGACGAUGGCAGCAAUCCGGAGCUGCAGACACUUUGCAACCCGCCAAAGAAAAAAGCCAAGGCCAGGGGCAAGCUCGUGCGCAGCAUGGCCGUGUGCGAGGAGUCGAAGGAAGAGCAGCAGACCACUCGCGUCACCUCGCCCACCUGCAACCAGGACCACUCCGCUUCCUGCAAGGAAGAGGAGCAGCAGGAAAAACUCUCCAAAGACUGCAGCGUGGAGUACACCGACUCGACGGGCAUCGACCUGCAGCUGUUCAUCAGGGACACGCUGAACCGGAACCCCCGGGACCGCAUGAUGCUGCUCAAGCUGGAGCAGGACAUGAUCGACUUCAUCACCGGCGAGAGCCCCUUUAAGAAGUUCCCUCACAUGUCGUCCUACCACCGCAUGCUGGUCCACAGGGUGGCGGCCUACUUUGGCAUGGAGCACAACGUGGACCAGACGGGCAAGUCUGUCAUCAUCAACCGCACCAGCAGCACUCGCAUACCCGAGCAGCGUUUCCUGGACCAGGUGCACGAGGACAAGGCCUCGGAGAUCCAGCACUGGAAAAGCAUUUUAAAGCGGGACAACAGCUCAGACGAACAGCAGACGCGGCGCUACGCCUCACGCGAGAAGCACAGCAAGUCCGUGGAAGAGAGGGAGGAGGAGUACCAAAGAGCGCGGGACCGAAUCUUCAGCCAAGAGCCUCCUUGCACACAGGAGGGCGGCCAUGCGGAAAACAGGACUGCGGAGGAGUGCAACCCCUACGCUGAGACCCAGAGGAAAAGGCAGCUCUUCAGGGGGAGUCGUGACAGCUCGGGCUCCAGCUGGACGGGCAGCAGCAGGCAGAGCAGCACGGAGGCGGACUGUCGCUGUAGCAACGAGCCCCGACCGUGGAGCAGCACCGACUCGGAUUCGUCGUACCAGUGGACGAACCCCGCCCCCAAACCCCGCCAGGCCACCAAUCCCGGCUGGGACGCGCGAGCAGGCUCCAUCUCUCUCUUCAGGCUGCCCCCCACCUCCACUCCCCCCAACAUGGCCGAGCCCGCCCCUAACCCCGCCUACAUCCAGGAGAACGGCAUCCCACCCGGGAGCAUCCUCGUCAACCCUCACACUGGCCAGCCCUUCCUCAAUCCCGACGGCAGCCCCGUGGUGUACAACCCGCCUGCCGCUCCGCAGCCAAUCGCGAGCCAGGCGUCGCAGCAGGUGUACUCGUCCGUCUCCUACCCCGCGCCGCAGACCUUCCCCACCCAGGUGGAGGAGCUCUCCUCGCAGUUUGCUCACGUGACCGUCGGGGAGGCCCCGCCCCUUUACCCGCCCGGACAGAGCUUCAUCUAUGCAGCGCCGCCCCCUCCCCCUCCCCCCGCCAACCCCCACAGCUACUGCCAGCCCUCGCCGCAGGUGCCUACCUUCUACUACAGCCAGUAUCCUACCUCAGUGCAACAUCCUGUCAAGGCCGCCUCCCCUAGCUGCAGCCAGGCGACAGGUUACGCCCCCGUGGUGGGGGUGCAGCAGCCCUCGCAUCCUGUGCUGGGGGGCUACACGCCGCUGGCCCCCCACCACUGUAGCAUUGUCCAGGUAACCCAAGAGCACGGGCACAAAAAGCAGCCGGUGAGGAUUGAGUGCUUCCUCUCCUGUCCACAGGGGGGCGUGUCCUUUCCACAAAGCAAGCUGGGGGAGACGGCCUACUGCUGCAUGGUGCCCCCCCACUGUGCCCACCCUGCCGGCGGACUCAGCGGCCCCGCCUGGACCGCAUAGCACUGAUGUGGAUGAAGUGAUCUCACACACACACACACACACACACACCUUUUCACGUGUCUUCCCCCUCCCCCCCACUGUGCCCACAUGUUUGCACAAGCCACGCCCACAUUAGCGCACUGUACCAAAGCUUCAUAGCACAUGAAUUCAUAUAUUUGUCAAAGCUGCUGUAUUGAAUGCAUUAUUUAUACACACAAAUGGAGUUUUAUAUUGAUAUUCAACCAUAUAUAUAUAUAUAUACAUACAUAUCUAUAUAUAUACAUACAUAUAUAUAUAUAUAUAUACAUACACAUACAGUAUAUAUACAUGUGUGUGUGUGUAUAUAUAUAUAGUGAUUGAACGCAAAUGCACUGUGUGAAAAUACAAUAAACCGACGUGGCCGUCUUGACGUGCCCACGUUCACGUAUCA